AUGUUUCUCAGAGUUUUUUACCUUUGUCUUUCUCUGGCAUUGUUUGUCUUUCCAGUAGCGUUGGCAAAUGAGCAUGCAAAGUGCUAUUGUGUUGUAAACUCAAUAGCCAAUAAAUGUCUUACGGCAAAGGCUUGCGAUAUCUACCGGCGGACAAUGACAAUCUUUGAAGAAGAUGAUCCGCAAAAUGUCAACACCACAAUGAUUUUCCAGGUCUGUGCAACUAUUGCACCCAAAGAUGGUGGCAGAAUGCGAUAUGUCUCAGGGUUUGGUGGCAAGGAGUUCAAGAAUGCCUGCGAUCAGGCCAAGUCUGUUGGUGGUUGCGAAGAGUCAAACGGAGAUGUUGGUUCAGAGUGCGACUAA
This is a messenger RNA of Colletotrichum truncatum, 360 nucleotides long. RefSeq lists its product as uncharacterized. The record is from RefSeq and is a predicted model, not a curated record. Lineage: Eukaryota; Fungi; Ascomycota; Sordariomycetes; Glomerellales; Glomerellaceae.